Bemisia tabaci is the source of this 792-nucleotide messenger RNA. The record is from RefSeq and is a predicted model, not a curated record. NCBI's taxonomy places the organism in Eukaryota, Metazoa, Arthropoda, Insecta, Hemiptera, Aleyrodidae.
AUGUUGCUGUUUGUUCCAAUAACUGGAGAAGAAUGGAGAUGGGGACAGCGUUCCUUUUCAGACCCUUUCUCGGAUGGACACAGGGCAAGAAUCAGGGCUGGAGCAACACUUUCACCGCCCCAACCAUCAGUGCGUCAACCAACGACACAAUCUCCACGACUUUCAACUGGAAGAAGAUCGCCGUCUAGGAGUCCGAAUAGAAGGAAUCGAAGGAACAUGACCACAGAGCUAGCCCAACCAGCCUCACCAACAUCAUCACCAUCAGUGCUACCGCCCACACCAUCACCACCACCCUCACCAUCACAGGCAUCGUCACCACCACGACCUCCACCGGGGAUGCCACCCCUAUACGAGGGCACCGAGUGGAGGACUUCAUACAACCCCGAUGACCGCUCUCUGACAACGAUAGAGCGAAGACCGAGCAUCACCGCUUUAGGCUUCUUAGUCAUGAUUGUAAUGGCUGACAUGAGAGAAGGAGGCCGACUGCCAUGGCUCACACACAUUCAAACCGAGCCCGACGAGGAAACUGGCGAAGACAUCCGUACGAUACGAUGGGUAAGAUCAUCCGAUUUCCUCUCUCAGCCGCCAGAGGUUCAAGAACAAUCAAUGUCAGCGCUCCAAGUCAUACAUAUCGUAUGGAGAAUGAUACAAGAGCGUAUGAUGACCGAGCCACGAGCUCCGAGAGUCCCGACUGAUCCACGUGAUGUACCAUGCUCUUCAGAAGACGAGAGGGGAUAUCCUAAACAAGAAUUAAAAAUCCACUGCACUUUGCAAUUGAGAACAAAUUUCUAA